AAGCAAGUGAAGCAGGAGAAGUUUUCUCCAAAUUGUUUUAUGACAGCUUCGAUAAAAAGCGACAUGGUAUCCAUGAAGGCUUUUGACUGUUGAAAUGGUGCUUGACAACUGUUAGCUGAGUCAACACAAUAUUUCAUGCUGUACAUCUGGUGAUGUGAGAUAACUUUUAAACUUUGUAUGAAGUCGACACAAAUCUAAACUUAGUCUGUUUACUGGGAGGGGAGUCAGUUUAGAAAAGACUGUUUGUAUAGAGGAUACGCAAAUUUCUGUGGUGAAUCAGAUCUUAAGUAGAAAUAAGCAAAAAAAAACAAUGGCAGAAAAUAUGGAUGUUCCUGUGGAAGAGGGAGAUAUUUCUAGUAAAUGCCCAUACACUGGUAUUGGUCUGGAUGACACAAAUGAUCCAGAUAAAUUUGAUAUUAAAAAUCAUGUUCUUCAAAUGACUAUGGCAAUGAAUGUGAAGUCUCCUGACUCACGAGAAUUUUACCAAGCUAUCUUGGAAAAGGACAUCAACGUGAUAGAGGCUUUGUUGGAGCAGAAAAAGGUGGAUGUGAAUCAUAUCUUUAUGGGGAGAAGUUGUAUCCAACCCUGGCACCUUGGCUGUCGUGCAAUACACAUUCUAUCUGAGCAGCACAAGGAAGAAAAAUCCAAAAGUAUUGAAAUCAUGCAACUUCUGUUGAAGUACGAUGCAGAUGUGAUGCAAGGAAACAGACUUGGAGAUCUAGCUAUACAUAUUGCAUGUAAAUCUGGUAACCACCACGCUGUUCAACUAUUCCUCGAACAGAAUCCAGAUUGUAAAGAUGUCAGGAACAAUCAUGGCGUAACUCCCCUGAUUAAAGCCCUUUUUCAUUUCCGCCACCAGUACAAAAAAAGUUAUCUGACAGUGGUGAAACUACUGGUCAGUGCUGGCUGUGAUGUGAAUCUGAGUCCUGAUUCAGGAAUCAGUCCAUUGCAUGUAGCGGUUAUCAAGGAUAGAGACCUGACCGAGAUUCUAGUCAAAGCUGGAGCCAAUGUCAACGCUAUAUGCAAAGAAGGCAAUAGCCCUUUACUCCGUGUAAUGUGUCAGAAUCAGAUACGGCAUGAUACAGUUGAGACAUUACUGAAAGCUGGUGCUGACACUAAAGUUUCCACAUCCCCUGGGCGUACUCCUCUUCACAUUGCUGUUUCAAAAAGUGAUGACCUGAGUGUGAAACAUCUGCUAAGGUACAAUGCUGAUCCCAAUGUGAUGGAUAUGUACCACACAACACCACUUUGGCUUGCCGUCACAGAGCAUAACAUGAAGAUUCUACCCAUGCUGGUGGCACAUGGGGGUGAUGUUAAUAUGCGUACAGAAUCAAAGCAUUCACUUCUCACUUUGGCAAUCUCCAAUAGUGACACAGACAUGACACUUUUACUCCUGAAGCUGGGUGCCAAAUUGACCCUUGACCUAAUACUUCGUGAGAAUCCUCUAUUCCAUGCAAUCAAAAACAUUUCACUGCCACUUGUGAAAAUCUUACUUCAAGAGAACUGCCCGAUGGACUACCCACCUUACUGUAGCCCUGAGGUGACUGCUCAGAUGGUCAAAGACAUUGACAUCCUAAGUGUUAUGGUCAAGGCUGGAGCAAAGUUUGACUUUAACAAUCUUCUAAACAUCUGCAAGGCAUUGGAUGAAGUGAAGUUUGAAGAACUCCUCACUGACCAUGUGCAGAAUGUACCGUCAUUACGUCAUGUGUCAACUUUAAGAGUUCGUAAAAUUCUUGGACUUAAUAUAAAAACCAAACUGCAGGAUUUAGUGAAAGAUAAUCUUAUCCCUCAAAGUCUGGUACCAAAUUUACUGCUGAAUACAACCCUCCAACUUUGAAUAACUCAGUUCUUUUUUUUUUCUUCUAUUGUAGUUACACAUUGCUAUGUAUGUUAUGUGUAAGAGAUAUAAUAGGGAGAUGUAUAAAGCUUUUAAGUGUGCUUUAAAAUAUCAAAUGAGACAACCUUUAAAACCAAUGUACAUGUGUUGAAAAAUUAUAAUUUGGCUACUGUAAAACGUGGUAGAUCACCACAUACAAAGGGUUGAUAUGUACAUGUGUUGGCUUAUGUUAUAAUGUUGCAAUCGCUGUUCGUCAUCAAACUGUCAUUUUGUUAUUUAAAAGUAAGUUGUUGUUUUUAUAUGAAUUUAGAUUAUUUACAGUGGAGUGUACCAGGAGUAGAUCAUAUACACCAGCAUCAUUUUUUUCCCUAUAAAUAGAAUAUAUCGGUAUGAGGAAUGAUUGCCUUAAUGAUGAUUAGAAUUUGUUAUUUUACUCAUAGAAAUAAUAAAUUGUUAAUUUUAAUGU
This is a messenger RNA of Ylistrum balloti, 2303 nucleotides long. RefSeq names its product ankyrin repeat and protein kinase domain-containing protein 1-like. Lineage: Eukaryota; Metazoa; Mollusca; Bivalvia; Pectinida; Pectinidae. The coding region runs from base 311 to 1837 and encodes 508 amino acids. The transcript is spliced from 2 exons. The record is from RefSeq and is a predicted model, not a curated record. Gene Ontology annotation, molecular function: protein binding.